UCCGCCAGAUAAGAUGCAACUCGAUAAACACACACAGAGAGAGAAUCGUAAAAUACGCCGACUGUCUGAGAGAUGAUCGACACAAAAGGAGUGUAGUAUAGUGUUGUACCUGCCGGACUCGCGCGCGUUUCUGAUAUAAAGUUCCACGCAGUGUGUGUGUGUGUGGGUGUGUGUGUGUGUGUCGAUUUCUAAAUCAUCGUAAAAGGCAGUAGUGUGCAGUGAAAAUCGCGUAUAGAGAUCGAAAGUCGAGAGGGCGAGAGUGAGAUGAGAUGGUUGGCCUUGGCGACCUGCCUGGUACUGCUGCUAGACCCGGCUCUAGCUCUGCAGGAGAUCGGGGAAGUGAGGAAUCUCAGUGUCUCCGUUGUCGCCGUCGAGGAUCUCGAAGACGGGGAUGAGGCGAGUUUCGCUGGCGAUACCAGUUUGAAGCUCAACGUGUCCUGGCUGCCUCCCGAGGGCGACAGGAAACCGUCGUUCUACAGCGUCCUGGUAACCAACGUUGAAUCCAACCACAACAAUGCAAGCAACGCGAACAGCAGCUCAUCCUGCAGCGAAGGCUCGAUCUACUACGUGGGCCAGAACGUCUCCCAGAGCGACGUCCUGCUACCGGAGAACAGGUUCGGCAGCGGACUCAUCGCAGCCUACGACGGGGCCCUCGACGAGCUCGACAUCGAGCCCGCCUGCUCGUACAGGGUGCAAGUUUUUGCCUACCCCAGGAACAGCCUCGGCAACGCGUCAGCCUCGCCUCCAUCGGUCGUGUACACGGUGCCGGAAUGCGUGGGCGGUCGGUGCAGCUGCGAGCGGGCGCAAGAGGAGCUUCCGGUGCCCCUGGUCGCCGCUGCGAGUCUCGGCAAUGGCAGCACUUUUCUCAGCUGGAAAGUCCAGUCGGAGACGGGAGGACGACAAGUCCAGGCUUACAGAAUUAGCGUCGGAGUACCCCACCUGACGUCGUCGAGCGGCCUGACCGUCUACAACAAGACGCACAUAUUCACGAGCGACAAAGAGGAGACCUCGUACCUGUGGAAUCACGAGGAGAAGCCGAAGAAAGGCACCAAGAUCUUCGUGGCCGCACAGGAUCAAAACGGCUGUCUCGGCAACGAAGGGUCUUAUGUGCUGAAACGGCCGAGACAUCAUCCUUUUUAUCGGAAAAACGCCAUAGCUAUAGUUUUCGCUGGACUCGUAGCGGUGUGUCUGAUGGUCAGCGGGAUCUUCAGCUUCAUCAGGUACUUUGCGCGGAAUCACAAUUACAAGCUGGUAUCGUUGAGGCAGAAAUCUUCGAGACAAAUUAGCUCGGUUCUGCAAAAUGCACACAUCGAGGCCCUCUUGAAGAAUCGGAACAUUCUCUACGUCGAGCAGGAGAUACAGGACACCGCUCGCAAGGAUCUGCCGGACGAGGCUCACGAGAUCUCCUACAGCCGACUGCGGAUCGUCCGUGAGCUCGGCCAGGGCCAAUUCGGCAAGGUUUAUCUGGCGAAUCUCCUCGACUCGGAGAACGGCAGCAGCAGCAGCAGCAGCAGUUUGGUCGCCGUGAAAAUGUCGUCGCUGACGAGCUCGGACUCAGCACGAGUGCAAUUAGACGUGAGACAGCAGCUGCUGGAGGAAAUCGCGAUCACGAAGGUCGCAGGCUCGCAUCCGCACCUGGUCGGACUCGUGGGCUGCUGUACGCUGCCGGAGCAGCCGGUCUGUCUGGUGCUCGAGUACAUGCGCGGCGGCGAUCUGCACAGCUACCUGCACAGGAUGCGAGAGGCCCUCGACGCGGCGAACGACGCCAGUCCUCUGGAGAGUCCCGGUGUCAGCAGCGUCGCCGAGACGACGUGUACGAGCCUGGGCAGCCAGUCGCCAUCGACGCCGACGUCGCGGGUAUUCUUCCCGAACGAGAUCAAAGCCGACGAGGCGACGAACUUCCGGAGCGAGGGUCCCAUCAGUCACGCGGAAAUGAUGCGGUUUGCUCUGGAAAUAGCCAAGGGAAUGGAACAGCUCGAGGCGAGGGGCAUCGUGCAUCGGGAUCUGGCCGCGCGAAACGUUCUCAUGGACGAAAACCUCGUGCUCAAGAUCUCCGACUUCGGCCUCUCGCGCAAAGGCACCUACACCCUGGGCGUCAACGGCACCCGACGUCUGCCCAUCCGCUGGAUGCCUCCGGAAGCGAUACGCCGUCGAGCUUUCACGAGCAAGAGCGACGUCUGGUCCUACGGCGUGGUGCUCUGGGAAAUCGCGAGUCUCGGCGACUUUCCUUACGCCAGGCUCUCGGACGACGCCCUCCUGUGCCACCUGCUGGAGGAGAACGGCAGACCCGAGCUGCUGGAGGAAGCCUCGGACGAGAUGAGCGAGAUCAUGGACACUUGCUGGGCCUUGAGGCCCGAACAAAGGCCGAAUUUCAAGCAAAUCGUCGCCUGGAUCGAGAGCAAGAGGGAGCUGGCCAGGAAGAAUAAUCCGGUUUACAUGGAUUUGCUGGAGAUCGAGGGGGAGACUGCUGUGGCGAGGUGAUACGCUUCGUCGGAGAUCGAGGAUGCGGUGAUGGUCGAAUCGUUGCGCUGCUGCUGUGUAUAUUAUAUAUAUAUAUACAUACUUACUAUAUAGUUGUAUUAGAUGUUGUACCUCGCUUGUUGCUUUAUUGUUACGACGAUUGUUUAUCGUUUGAUAACUUAAGAUAUAUAUAUAUAUAUAUUUCUCGACUCUUGAUGAAA
Messenger RNA from Nasonia vitripennis (jewel wasp), 2681 nucleotides. RefSeq names its product receptor-type tyrosine-protein kinase FLT3-like. Gene Ontology annotation, cellular component: signaling receptor complex. Bases 265 to 2481 code for a protein of 738 amino acids. The record is from RefSeq and is a predicted model, not a curated record. Gene Ontology annotation, molecular function: transmembrane receptor protein tyrosine kinase activity; protein binding; ATP binding. Gene Ontology annotation, biological process: positive regulation of kinase activity; protein phosphorylation; cell surface receptor protein tyrosine kinase signaling pathway. Lineage: Eukaryota; Metazoa; Arthropoda; Insecta; Hymenoptera; Pteromalidae. The transcript has 10 exons.